This is a messenger RNA of Fusarium coffeatum, 912 nucleotides long. RefSeq lists its product as uncharacterized. The coding region runs from base 1 to 912 and encodes 303 amino acids. The record is from RefSeq and is a predicted model, not a curated record. The transcript has a single exon. Lineage: Eukaryota; Fungi; Ascomycota; Sordariomycetes; Hypocreales; Nectriaceae.
AUGAAGUCUUUCACUCUUGCUUCUGCCUUCCUCGCCGCUGCGGCUGUUGCCCAGCCCCACGGUAACCCUCACGGAAUCCACCACCGCCGUCACCACCAGAACGACAAGCGUGAUGUCGUCACCGAGGUUGAGUGGGUGACUGAGGUCGAGUACGUUACCAAGAUGGUCGAUGCCACCACCACCGUCUGGGUCCGUCCCGAGGCCGCCACUGCUGCCCCCGAGGUCGAGGAGACCCCCGAGGCUGAGCCCGUUCCCGUUGCUCCCAAGAAGGAGAAGAAGCCUGCUCCUCCUCCCGCUCCUACCACUACUAUGGUUACCAGCGUUUACACUCCCCCUCCCCCUCCUCCUGAGCCCACUACUGAGGCUGAGGUCGUUGCUCCCGAGCCUACCUCUGAGGCCGCUGCUCCCGUUGUCACUACUCAGGCUCCCGAGCCCAAGCCCGAGCCUAAGCCUGCUCCUAAGCCCGUUGUCAAGGCCCCCAAGAAGGAGCCCGAGCCCGAGCCUGAGACCGAGACCGAGGAGCCUGAGACCGAGGAGCCUGCCGCUCCCGUCCAGCAAGAGAAGGCUGCUAAGCCCGCCUCUGGUGGCAGCUCCGGUGGCUCUGCCAAGCACGGAGAGUUCACUUACUACGACAUCGGCCAGGGUGCUUGCGGUGAGGACGACUCCGGCAAGGACGACUCCAUCAACAUUGUCGCUCUCUCUCACCUCCUGAUGGGCCCCUCUUCCAACAACAACCCCAUGUGCGGUAAGACCAUCACCAUCAAGGCCAACGGAAAGACCGCCCAGGCUACCGUCAAGGACAAGUGCAUGGGCUGUGCCGUCAACGACAUUGAUGUCAGCCGCAAGGUCUACAACGAGAUCUGGGGCAGCCUCGACUCUGGCCGCUCUGAGGUCGAGUGGUGGUUCAACUAA